Molecule: messenger RNA, 1422 nt
Organism: Carya illinoinensis
Lineage: Eukaryota; Viridiplantae; Streptophyta; Magnoliopsida; Fagales; Juglandaceae
Product: putative pectinesterase 63
Exons: 4
Coding region: 58-1161 (367 amino acids)
Biological process (GO): cell wall modification
Molecular function (GO): pectinesterase activity
Source: RefSeq, a predicted model, not a curated record
UUAUAGAUAUACAUUCAUCCAAAAACUAGUAAUAUUCAAACACCGAAAUACACCAACAUGGUCGGAAAAAGGACAUCAUGCGUCGCCGUCCAUGCGGCUCUAAUGACAGUUCUUCUCAUUGCUAUAUCUGUCGUCUCGGAUGAUGCAACGCCAAUACCAGCCGACAAGGCCCAAAUAAAUACCUGGUUCGACAACAAUGUCAAGCCGUACAACCAAAGGAAGGGUACUCUAGAUCCCGCACUGGUGAAGGCUGAAGAGGGUGUUGAAGUUAUUAAGGUCAGGAGCAAGGGAGGAGCAAAUUUCCAGACCAUCACCGAUGCCAUUAACAGCAUUCCGGCCGGGAAUACCAGACGUGUCAUUAUUUAUAUUGGAUAUGGAGUCUACAAAGAGAAAAUUAAAAUUGAUCGGUCUAAGCCUUUUGUUACUUUAUAUGGUGCACCCAACUCAAUGCCAACUUUGACUUAUGACGGUACUGCAGCGCAGUAUGGAACCAUAGAAAGUGCCACCUUGAUCGUGGAAUCCAAUUACUUUGUUGCCGCAAAUAUUAUCAUUGCGAAUUCUUCGCCAAGGCCUGAUGGGAGACGAAAGGGAGCUCAGGCAUCUGCUCUGAGGAUUUCUGGGGACAAGGCAGCCUUCCAUAACUGCAAAAUAAAAGGAUUUCAGGACACCAUCUGUGACGACAGGGGAAAGCAUUUCUUUAAGGACUGCUACAUUGAAGGCUCAGUUGAUUUCAUAUUUGGAAGUGGCACAUCCCUUUACAUGAACAUUACACUAAACGUACUUGGGGAUGGUGGUUUUUCGGUGAUCGCAGCACAAGCAAGGGAAUUUGCAGACGAAACUGGAUACUCAUUUGUACACUGCAGCGUAAGUGGCACUGGAAGCGGAACAUAUUUGGGAAGAGCAUGGAUGAACAGGCCCAGAGUGAUUUACGCCUACACCAUCAUGAGCGGCGUUGUCAGUCCCGUUGGAUGGAGCGACAACUUCCACAAAGAACGUGACGGCACCGUUUUCUAUGGAGAAUACAAGAACUCCGGACCGGGUGCAAGCGUUUCUGGCCGAGCCAAGUAUACCAAGCAAUUGAAUGAAUUUGAAGCCCAGCCCUUCAUCAGCCUUGGCUUUAUUCAGGGUUCCUCAUGGUUGCUUCCUCCUCCAAAGGUUUGAAUAUUUCUACAAUGGAAUAGGCUGGCUCAAACAAAUGCAAACGGAAAUUCCAAUCGCAUGAUCCCUCGUGGCCCCGUGGGUGUCACGUACAGCAUGCAGUACUGCACAUUUUGUAUAUAGAAUCAGGCCUUCCACCGAUCAUAAGAGAGGUGAUUUACAAGAAAGAUGUAUUAUAAUUUUAAAUUAAUAUGCAUAGAUACACCAUAGGCAUCUUUAUUACGUGUAUUCGAAUUAAUAAAGCUAUAUAGUUUCUUCCUUGAA